Molecule: messenger RNA, 664 nt
Organism: Strigops habroptila (Kakapo)
Lineage: Eukaryota; Metazoa; Chordata; Aves; Psittaciformes; Psittacidae
Gene: SELENOK
Product: selenoprotein K
Exons: 5
Coding region: 80-355 (91 amino acids)
Biological process (GO): calcium ion transport; endoplasmic reticulum calcium ion homeostasis
Cellular component (GO): Golgi apparatus; endoplasmic reticulum membrane
Source: RefSeq, a predicted model, not a curated record
GUCUGGGCAAGCGCCUCCCGCCCGCGCAGGCGCAGCGGGGCCGAGGACAGGUGACGCGGCAGCGCGCGGGGCCGGAGCCAUGGUGUACAUCUCUAACGGACAAGUUUUAGAUAACCGGAGCCGGGCUCCUUGGCGAUUGUCAUCAAUAACAGAUUUCUUCUGGUCGAUAGCAGAUUUUGUGGUUCUGUUUUUCCAGAGCAUUCUUCAUCCGGAUUUAAGAAGAGGCUACACAUCAUCCUCAUAUUCAAGAAACAAUGAUGGCAGAGGGCCUCCUGCACAUCCUCGCCGUAGGAUGGGUCAAAUAAAUCACUGGGGUGGAGGCCCCAGUCCACCACCGAUGGCUGGAGGUGGAUGAGGAAGGUAAACACCUGCUGAAGAGGCAAGCAAAAGUAUACACAUUUGCAAGAUGAAAGGGAAGAAGAGUUUAGUGGUGGACCAAAUGAGUUUGAAUGUUGUGAAUGUGUAUGUCUAACUGGGAACUGUUCUGUGAUAUAAGCAGAUUAAUGAAGUUGCACUGGGAACUCCUUCAAGGAUCCGGUGUAACUGAACCACAGUUUCAUUAAAUACGUUUACUGUCUGAAGUCUUUGUAUAGUUUCUGAAUAGUUUCUGAAUAUUUUACUGUAGCUGCAAAGUCAUAAAUAAAUUAUUUGGUUUGUCACAUCA